This is a messenger RNA of Acaulospora colombiana, 861 nucleotides long. The record is from the annotation of a GenBank genome assembly. NCBI's taxonomy places the organism in Eukaryota, Fungi, Glomeromycota, Glomeromycetes, Diversisporales, Acaulosporaceae.
AUGAAAUCCACCAAACGGAAUUUACGAAGGAAGGAGCAACGACGUAUAAAGAAAGCAAAGCUUGCGGAAUACACUAACCAAUCAAUUGACGAAGGACUCACUACACCCAAUUCCAACGACGACCAAGGCAUCACACCCGAUUCUAUCAACAACCAAGACAAUCAAGCAGACGACGAAAGAUCAGAGAUAUUCUACGACCCAAAAAAACAUAAAAUCCAAGCGGAGGCGCGUCUAUCUACAGAAGAUCAAUCGCGCGAAUAUAUUCGUUCCCUAUGGAUAUCCGAGGAUUUCUUAGCCAACGAUCUUAAACGCGAAAAAAAAUAUGAGGGGAAUUUGCACGUUGGGCAUGUUUCUUCAUCGGUUCAAAUUUCAGAAAACAGUUUCGGGAUCAUUGCCGUCGCCUCUGGUUUAAAGUUGAGCAUGUAUACCAACACAAAGAAGCUCAGAAUAAACCGAUUGGAAAUCAUAAUAUUCGUGAAGUGUUUCAGAAGAACUCAAAAGGAUAAACUCUAUAUUGCACUAGAGACAACAAAAAAGGUCGCGCACGGUAUCGAUCUUGAAGUUGCGAAAAAUGCACAGAAUGUAAUUGACCGUUAUUUUUACCAUACCCUUAACAACCCCACCCAUCAUUCUAAACAAUUCGCCAGUAAUAUGAUGGAACAUUUUUGCAGUUUCACCGAUAGCAACAACGAACCUUACACUACUGCCAAUACUGCGUCUAGUCAUUGCCAAGAACAUCUCGCGUGCGUUCAGGAACUAAUUCAAGGGCUCCAACCAUUCUCAGAUAUAGUCAACAAUUAUUUUCAUAAUACCUAUCCAACCCUACAUACCAAUAUGAAAAAUCUCAAUCUCGGGCCAAAC